UGAAAACGUCGGUCAAAGUCACACGUCACAUCUCGCAUUUCGUCUCGCUACUCGUCUCGCGUCCCGUCGCUUCCGAUCACUCGAGCCUGGCCGUUCGUCCUUUCGCACGUUCGUGCCACGAUCCUGGGGGAUUUGGUUGACGACGAAGAGGAGCAGGACGAGAAGAAGGAGUAGAUGGAGGGGAUAGUGGGAUCGUAGGAAGAGAACGAGACGGGAAGUGGGACGGAGGAACGGAGAGUUCGAAGCGCACCAGCGCUUCAGUCGCCGCUGUAACCUCCGAACUAAAAGGACGUUCGUGCGCGUACCAUCCGGCUUUCUUGCCUCCGCUUCGUUCGAUUCGAUGUCGCUCAUCGCACAACAAUUUCAUUUUCUCGGCUACGGAACCCUACAGGGACCUCGAAGCCCUUCGCAAAGUGUGUCGAAAAGAGUUCUUAGUGAAAAGAUUAGAAAGAAGAGCUCAAACGGUGUCGUUCGACCAAGUGAAUAUAUAAAUAAAAAAGAGCGAUUUCGUUCGCCGGAUUCUACUUUGGGAUUUGUACUUUGAAGAUACGACUUGUUAAGAAAAGAGAAGAGCGGACAAGAAAGCGAGCGCUCUUAAGCGCUCUUUAAGAUGCUCACUUCCAAUACGAAUCAGUAUCUAUGUCCGGAUUAUUUAACUCCUCUACCGACAACACUAGAUGCAAAGAAGAGUCCUCUCGCUCUACUCGCACAGACUUGUAGCCAGAUCGGAGCGGAUCCCCCGUCAAGCAGAUCUCUACUGAACGGUUCGGAUAAAUCAUCGAAAUCGUCAAAAUCUAAUCGAGAUCACUCACGCGAGGGAAGUUCACCAUCAAGGCGAACUCCGACGAACGAUGUAACCGGUAGAUCAAAUUCUAAAAAUUCUCACGAAUCCUUUGGCCGUGAAAAAACAUCCAGUCCGGAGGAUCAGCAACGAUCGGCGUCGAGUCAUUCAACAUCCGCUCGUUCCAGAACACCAGGAAAUAAUAAUAACAAAAGAUGUUCGAGCAAUCAGAGUGCUUCCUCGACCCGUGCAGUGACUCCGCAAGGAAGAAAAACAACUACACCGGAAGGUGCAGUAUAUAUCGGCGAACCAAGUCCAAACGAUGGAAUUUCAACGAGUUCCUCUACUCGAGGAACUCGUCAUGGUAGUCCUACAAUAAGGCCAAAUUCCUACAGUCCUGCCGGAGUAUUAGCCAUGACGGAUCCAUCGAUCAAAGAUCUACCACUCGGUACCUUCAAGCUCGGCCUACCUCCUUCUACGAGUUCAGCUUAUCACUUAGCCUAUGGUGGUUCGCAAUUACCAAUAGACGUUAUGUCGGCUGGUAACUCGCUACUGUCUCCGCAUCAGCACGCACUGAAAAGCGGGCUCAUGGGUAGUCCAACGAGUCCCUAUCUGACUUACAACAGCCGUUUGAAAUCAUCGUCCAGUAAUGGAACCGACGCAUCGUCCAUAGGUCUUUGUCGGGACCCUUACUGCACGGGUUGUCAACUGAAUUCUCAUCUUUUAGCUGCCGCAGCCGCAGCAGCAGCGGCAGCCGCGGCUGCAGCGACUACGGGAACGAACGUUCCUCCACAAGCGAGUAUUCAAGCAAACGGUAAACUCUCGACGAGUCCAGUUCCUGCUCCUUCAACAGUUUCUUCUUCUUCGUCUUCUUCUUGCCCAUCCGGUUGCGUCCAGUGUGAUCAUAAAUCUGGAUCUGGCUCGCCUUAUGGCUCCGGAAUGUCAACGGCUGCAGCAGCUAGCGUUGCAGCGGCUGCCUACGCCCACGCGCAAUUGAGUGCUCUCGCUGCUGCUUCGCAGCUUCCGUAUGUUUGUAACUGGAUGGCUGGUGACACCGUUUACUGUGGCAAACGCUUUGGCACCUCGGAGGAACUCCUACAACACCUAAGAAGUCAUACGAAUGCUUCCGUUUCGAGUUCCGUUAACACCACCGAUCCUUCCAACGCUGCUGCGGCUGCCGUAGCCACUGCAACGGCACUUUCAAUGCUGUCACCUCCGCUACCACCACCUCCGCCACACUCUUUAGCCUUACCAUCCACGCAUCCCUUUUUUUCGAGAACCUAUCCUACACCACCGCUCAGUCCACUCGCCACGGCACGUUAUCAUCCUUAUGGAAAACCCACACCACCGAUGAUACCUCAUUCGCUUUCUUCUCUUGCUUUCCCUUUACCUCCAACCCACCCUGCUCAUGUAUUACCUCCUCCACCUCACCCACACCCGCAUUACUUCUCACCCUACUCGCUUUACGCUGCACCAAGGCUCGGUGCGACAUCCGGACUACAUCAAUGAGGAGAGAAGCAGAGCCAGUUAUUCUCGAGAUUCUGUUUCGACUGAUCGAAAGAGCCCCCGACUGUGAUUUUUUCUCUGCAAAGAUGACCGAGAGAGAGAGAGAGAGAGGGAGAGAGAGAGAGGGAGAGGGAGAGAGAGAGAGAGAAAUGAUUGGAAGAGAUUACAUUUUUGUCUAUUAAAAUCCAAAGACGCGAUUGUGCUUUCUUACAAUAUAUCUAUUAAAUUUUGAAAUGUAUGUUUUUCUUGUUCAUUCUCUUUAUCCCUUGUCUCUCCUAUCUCACUCACUCACUCUCUCUCUCUCUCUCUCUUUUUCUCUCUUUUUUGCUCAUACGCAUUCGCGACUUUUUCUGUACAUUUGUUCAUACGUAUUAACGUUGUACGCAUUUCUGCGUACAUUAAAGAAAUCUACGACGACGUAAAAGAAAUACUCAUAAAUUUCUGUGUCCGUCUAUCUUUCGAGGAAUAUAGAAAUUCAUGCGAUCACUGGGUAUAUCGUAUAUACAUAUACACACACAUAUAUAUAUAUAUGUAUUACAUUUUGGUGGUACAAUCAGAAAAGGGAUACGUUUACACACGGCCUCGUAUUUACACCUACGUCUAAUAUAUAUCACUGCAGUUUUUGUAGUCAAUGAAUAUAUAAAAAUUGUUUAUUGGAAAUGACAAGCCAUGAUAUCGAUGAUAUUCAUAAAAAGAAACAUAAAAAAGCGAUCUAUGACAUGGUCACGUGUAAUUACUCGAUGAAUCUGCAACAUCGAUUUAUUCGGAAAUGAGACCUUUUACAAAAAAAAUGUCACUCUAUAUUUUCGACUUGUUCUUUUCACAUAAAUUCACUCGCCCACCCUUCUGGUUAUACUAAAAUAUGUGAAAUAUCUUGUGUAUGUAUAUAUAUAUAAAUAUAUAUGUAUGUAUAUGUAUACAUAUCUAUAUUGUGCCGCAUCUAUUUUUGCGUAACCAAAGUUUUAGUAUAUAUCGCGUGACGCUUUUAACUUGCGUCUUCGAUAUUCUAUUAACUAAGGAAAAAACGAAGAUCGAAUGUUAGAAAAUAUUAUCUGUAAAUAGAUUUAUUAUUCUAGUAUGAUAAAAUUAUAAAACGCGUUCACAGACUUUGUGAAUAUCGAGAUUCUAUCACCUAGACUCUAGUAUCUUCGAUGGAUGUGGUGGGAUUUUUGUAUUUUUCAAGUUAUCGUUGUUCUAUGUUACUUGAUCUCCCAUUGGUACUUUUUAAAAUCGAAAUACGAGAAACUAUUGACAGAAUAUAA
Messenger RNA from Vespula vulgaris, 3549 nucleotides. Its product is annotated as zinc finger protein Elbow. The transcript is spliced from 2 exons. Gene Ontology annotation, cellular component: nucleus. The record is from RefSeq and is a predicted model, not a curated record. Gene Ontology annotation, biological process: negative regulation of DNA-templated transcription. NCBI's taxonomy places the organism in Eukaryota, Metazoa, Arthropoda, Insecta, Hymenoptera, Vespidae. Bases 611 to 2290 code for a protein of 559 amino acids.